Molecule: messenger RNA, 2367 nt
Organism: Glarea lozoyensis ATCC 20868
Lineage: Eukaryota; Fungi; Ascomycota; Leotiomycetes; Helotiales; Helotiaceae
Exons: 2
Coding region: 1-2367 (788 amino acids)
Molecular function (GO): protein binding
Source: RefSeq, a predicted model, not a curated record
AUGAGGUCUCACUUGACCCGCAGCGUAUUUCGACGGCUCCUCUCCAGCGAAGGCUUUACCUUCCCGUGUCCAUCGCAAUCGGCAAUCACUGCUCGAAGGAGUCCAUCACGCAAUGCAUCACCUAUUUUUCUACACCCUCAGAGGAGGAGCAUAUUCGGUUUCUCGAGAAAACCACCGCGCCAACCGAAAGAAGCGAGUGUUGAUCCAGGAUGGCUGGAGAUGCUCAAAUUCCUUGAAAUGCAACACAUUGGAGCUCGACUCCCUCCCUCUCCCGGCGUGGCAAUGGCCUUGAAAAAAUUUGUGGUAGAUAAGGAAUCCAAUAAUCGCGCUGUCAACAGUCUCCAGGCUGGUCACGUAUUGCGCGUGCUCGAGCACUUGAAAGGCGAAACAGAUGAGGUUGGAAGCUUCCUUCUGUCGAACGACGAUUUGAUGAGUUGCAUGGCCAUUAUGAAGACAGUGCCCGAGGAGGACCCGGAGAAACACAUUGCGGUAGCUCAAGCUGUAAGGGGAGAACUUUCAAGAAGAGGCUUCGUCGAGGAUUUUGGGCAAUUGUCUCUGAUGAUACAAAUCUUAGCGGCAGGGGGACAACCGACCAGUGCGAGGGACCUUUUGCACGGGCAUCCACUGGCACAACCCAGCUCUACCGCUCAAAAGGCUAAAAGAUCCUCGCGUCUCUUAUUCAGUUUUAUCUUGAAAAGCUUCGCAGACCAAAACAAUGAAACAGAGAUACGUAAGACUCUAGACUUGAUGGAGCGUGGCGGGCAUUCCUAUACUCCUCAACUUCAAAACGCCGUAGUCGAAUUUUAUGUAAGACGGGGUGAUGUCGAAUCUACAAAGUUUUGGAUCCGCAAACCUCUUGCGGGCGGAACUAUCAGAGCUGACACGCUUGCUCUGGUCUUGAAGCUUAACGUGGCGAAGGGAGAAGUGGAUUGGUGUAAGGACGUAUUUCGUGAAGUACUCGAUUCAGAAUAUAUUGACAAAGACCACUGGGACGUUGUAUUACUGUGGGCCGCGGGAGCUCUUGGAAAAGGAGUCGAAGACGUAGAACGGAUGAUGAAGGUCAUGGUUCGACGAAACCGACGCAACGAAGAAGUGCGCCCUGACAUCAAUACCAUCAAUGGCCUGGUAGAGCUUGCAAUAUCCUUGAAUGAUCCCUACCUGGCUGAACGCUAUAUUAAUCUUGGAGCGAAAUGGAAUAUCCAGCCUAAUGUUCGGACAUUCAUCCUUCAAAUGAAAUAUCGUGUAGAUGCGGGUGACAUGGCUGGGGCGCAAGCUGUCUAUGAUUCUCUCCAAGCUGAAGAAGUCCUGGACGAGGGAGAUCUUCCUGUCAUCAAUCGGUAUCUUCGAGCGCUCUGCUCUCGACCGAACACCUUCGACCGCAUUACCACUAUCCUGGCCGAUUUGGACGCCAGAAAGGCUAGGUUGGAGCCCGACACUACUGCUGAAAUUGCAAUGAUCUAUUUAGAACGUGAAAGUAUUCAGGACAUGUAUGACAUCCUGCAGACAAACGUCUACCAUUAUAGCCUGGAGGAAAGAGCACGAAUCCGCGACCGUUUCGUGAACUUCUGUAUUGACCAGAUUCAUUCUGACGCUCAAGCAUGGGAUGCUUACCAAGUAGUGAAAUCAAUUUUCGACGAGACAGAGACCGCGAUCCGCACACAGCUGAUGCAAGCAUUUUUCGCUCGAAAACGCCCAGAUAUGGCUUCUUAUGUCUUUGGACACAUGCGCCAACAUCAUCUUACCACCAGAAAGCCGACUUUGGAGACUUAUAUCGCCUGUUUCGAAGGUAUCGCCAGUUGCAAAGAUGCAGAAUCACUCGACAUGGUCCACAAUAUGUUCAAAUUGGAUUCCGCCAUGGAACCAAAUACCAAACUAUACAACGCCCUCAUGCUUGCUUAUACGGCGAUCGAUGAUGGUGAUCGUGCCUUGGAGUUCUGGGUCGACAUCACUAAUAGCACCGAGGGCCCAUCUUAUCAAAGUCUUGAGAUUGUUUUCAGAGCAUGCGAAGUUGCACCAUUCGGCUACACUACGGUUAAAGAAACUUGGGCUAAGAUGCGCAGGAUGGAGAUUGAGAUCACGAGGGAUGUUUGGCAAGCUUAUAUUGGCGCUUUGGGUGGGAGGGGAAAACUCGAGGAGGCGAAAGAUGCGAUUUUGAAUGGUGAGAAGGAGUAUGGAUUGAAACCUGAUUUUAUGACAUUCGGUAUUUUCUAUAAUGCUAUGCCUGGACAAAAUCGGAAAGAUGAGAUCGAGGAGUGGGGCAGGGGUAUGUAUCCUGAGGUGUGGGCAGAACUUGAGAAGGUUGGUCGAAUGUAUGUUGAUGAGGGUUUUGUUACCUUGUUCAAGAUUGAGAGGACGUGGAAAGCUUGA